Entamoeba histolytica HM-1:IMSS is the source of this 783-nucleotide messenger RNA. RefSeq lists its product as uncharacterized. The coding region runs from base 1 to 783 and encodes 260 amino acids. Gene Ontology annotation, biological process: proteolysis. Gene Ontology annotation, molecular function: serine-type peptidase activity. The transcript has a single exon. The record is from RefSeq and is a predicted model, not a curated record. Lineage: Eukaryota; Evosea; Mastigamoebida; Endamoebidae.
AUGGGUAACAGCAUCACUUGUAAGUAUGCUUUUCUUCCUCCUCAAAACAAAUAUUCUAUUAAUGCAUUUGAAAUUUGCCAUAUCAACAAUAGACAUGUUCCUUAUUAUAUAAUAAAUUCUGAAUUUCCAAGUAAUGGGUAUAUUAUAUUUUCACAUGGAAAUGCUGAAGAUAUUUCUACUUCUAUAGAGUGUAUGAGGAGAUUUUCUAAAAUUGUUCGAUGCAAUAUUAUUGGUUAUGAUUACACUGGAUAUGGAAGUAAUAUUGGUGACCCUUCAGAAAGUAAUUGUGAUCAAGACAUUUUAGCGAUUUUUCUUAUGGCUGUAAAAGACAUGAAUAUACCACAACAAAAUAUUGCACUUAUGGGUCAUUCUAUAGGAUGUGGACCAACACUCUGGUUAGCAAAUCAAAUUCAAUUGGAUAAACUAAAAAAAUAUAAUAUUCAACAAGGUAUUCUUGGGAGUGUAUUAUCUAUAAGUGGAUUUACUUCUGCUUGUGCUGUUGUUGAUCAAAGACUAACAUACAUUCCAUUUACUGAUAUUUUCAAUAAUGAGAAUACAAUUAAAGAGUUAAAAAUGCCAGUCUUUAUUGCUCAUGGUUUAAAUGAUACAAUUAUUCAUGUUUCACAUGCUACUCGUUUAAGUGAAGCUAUUAAAUGUAAAGACAAUUUUGAGUUGUAUUUAGUAGAAGACUGUGGGCAUAAUGAUAUAUUUAGUAAUAUAGAAUUUCAAACAGCAAUAUUGUCAUUUAUAGAAAGUUAUUUUCAAAACCAUCUUAUUAAUUAA